UCGAAUCGAAACACACGUUUCUCUUGUUUCGCCCGUCGGUCGAUCAAUCCGAAGUAACCAAAUUGAUUGCAAAUCACUCCGUCGUUGUCGCAGUGUCUCGCAAUUUUCAAUUCAGUUUUCGAUACAGUGUGGACAGUUUAUUCCUCCAGUUUGUACUAUUUCGUAGUGAACAUAUCACGGAGCGUGCCACGGGUCAGUGUCGCGAGUGACCAUCAUCGUAAUCGUGAACAUUUUGGUGCCGAAACCCGGGACAGUGAGUUGCAAAUUUGUGCCAUUGCACUAGUGUCGCGUCGUGGAAGGUUCCAGAUAACCGCCAUCGCGAUUCAGACCGCGUUCAGAACACGUGUUCCAACGCAGUGCAGUGAAGUGAAUUGUUCCCGUGGAAGAUCUGUGGCCAAGCCAAGAUCAUUCAUCGCUCCCGUCGGCUCCAGCAGCAUCGGAGGAUAGCAGCGCAACGUUGCACCGUGUACCCUUCCCAGCCACAGCAGUCAGCAGAAUUAAAUCGGUCAGGUAGAGUUUACCACCGAUCCCAGGUACGUGCCCUUUCUGGUGGUGGUGAUCUAUUUAAUUAUGCCGGUGAAGAAGGCAAGCAAGGCCAGCUUAGCUACAAAGCUGAAGCUUUUACAUCGUCGUCGCUCGAACAUUUUGGGCUCGGCGAUGAUGGUGAAUGAGUUCAACCGAACGUAUGAGCCCGCUCGUCAAAACCAAUUAGCCACUCAAAUUGCGCUUUUGGAUGAGUUGUGGCGUGAUUUUCUCUCCACCCAGGAGGAAAUCGAAAUUUUGGAGGACAGUGAGGAACAUUUUUCCGAAGAGAGGCGAGAUUUUCAACUGUUGUACCUCGAUCUGAAGGGGUCGUUGCAGAGCAAGCUUCCCGCUGUCCCUCCGGCCCCACCCGCACAGCCUCGCGCACCGUCUUCGGUUUGCGCCCUACCGGCCCAGCCAAUAACCAACGUUCGGCUGCCGGAGAUUAAAAUUCCAAAUUUUGGAGGCAAGAUUGACGAUUGGGUACCAUUUCGCGAUCUUUUCGUCUCGUUGAUUCAUUCCAAUCAACAGUUGACGGCAGUGCAAAAGAUGCACUAUUUGCGAGCAUCGUUGACGGACGAAGCAGCUCGUAUUGUAUCCACACUUGAGAUUUCCGCCGAUGAUUAUCAAGUUUCGUGGAACCUUUUGAAGGAUCGCUUUGAGAAUCCAAACUUGCUCAUCAAGCGACACAUGUCGGCAUUAUUGGCGAUCAGUCCCAUAAAGAAGGAGUCUGCUUCAGGACUGUCGGAGCUGGCCGACAGCUUCGAUCGCCAUGUGCAGUUGCUGAACAAGCUUGAAACAGUGGAGGAACACUGGAACUCGUUCCUCGUUGAGCGAUUGAGCAGUUGCCUGGACCAUGGCUCAUUGCGGGAGUGGGAAACCCAUUUAGACGAUGGCCAGAGACCCACAUACAAGCAACUUGUCGACUUUAUUCAUAAAAGAUCGCGAAUAAUCACUACAUUAAUGCUCUCCCACACUACCAGUACCCAAUCCGAAUCUAAACCGUCAAAACCACGCCUCACAGCCCACGUCGCUUCUGAGAACGUGAAGAAGUGCCCUCACUGUAAGCAAGCCCAUCUCCUGUUUCAGUGCAGCGGUUUCCAAUCUCUCGUUCCACAACAACGUUUCGAAUUCGUCAAGAAGCACGGGCUCUGCAUAAACUGCUUGAAGGGUGCACACCUGGCGAAGGAUUGCUCCAGCGGUUCCUGCAAGCAGUGCUCCAAGAAACAUCAUUCACUGCUGCACCUCCCGCCGAUUUCGUCUGCUUCGGUUCCUGGUGCACCAGCAGCAGCUCCCAACCAAUCUGUACCAGUUGCAAUUGGUCAAUCCGCUGAAGCAAUCGGUUCGCGUUCGUACCAAGUAUCGCCACGCGACGCUAACGCCGCCGUACGUCCACCGUCGGCAAUUUCCGGUGCAUCACCACUCGCGAGCUCGUCGUUCCGUACAUUUCCGCAAUCGUAUUCGGUCGGUAUUCCCCCCACCACUCCGUCGGUCGAUUCUCUCGUCGAAACAAAUUCGCCUCCCUCCACCUCCUGUGCUGAAGUGACUCAACAUUCUCGUCAGAAUACGGUCGUGCUAUCGACAGCCGUUAUUAAAGUGAAAGAUGCCGCCAAUAACGACCAUUUCGCUAGGGCGCUCUUGGACAGUGGCUCCCAACCCAGCUUCAUCAGCGAAUCACUCUGUCAGAAGCUCCGUCUGAAGCGUUUCAAGAUCAACUCGCCUGUCAGUGGGAUAGGCCAAUCCACCGUGAACGUCCACUUCGGUGUAACGCUUUCGCUCGCUUCACGCUUCGGAGAUCAUCGCUUUACUCUGGACUGCCUGGUACUUCCAAAGCUAACGGUGUCGCUACCCAGCCACCACAUCAACGUCUCUCGUUGGCAAAUUCCUCGCAAUCUUCCGAUGGCGGAUCCCCAGUUUAACAUCAGCCAGACAUCAUUAUCGGAGCUGAACUGUUCUUCUCGUUGCUAGAACAUCAGCAAA
Messenger RNA from Aedes albopictus (Asian tiger mosquito), 2502 nucleotides. RefSeq lists its product as uncharacterized. The record is from RefSeq and is a predicted model, not a curated record. NCBI's taxonomy places the organism in Eukaryota, Metazoa, Arthropoda, Insecta, Diptera, Culicidae. The transcript has 2 exons. Bases 571 to 2490 code for a protein of 639 amino acids.